Messenger RNA from Chenopodium quinoa (quinoa), 3208 nucleotides. RefSeq names its product cation/H(+) antiporter 18-like. The transcript has 4 exons. Lineage: Eukaryota; Viridiplantae; Streptophyta; Magnoliopsida; Caryophyllales; Amaranthaceae. Gene Ontology annotation, biological process: regulation of pH; proton transmembrane transport. Bases 633 to 3047 code for a protein of 804 amino acids. The record is from RefSeq and is a predicted model, not a curated record. Gene Ontology annotation, cellular component: membrane; endomembrane system. Gene Ontology annotation, molecular function: antiporter activity.
UCUGAAAAGUCCGAUGGCAUUUGGUAAAUUUUUAAAUUGCUCAGUGACAUUUGGUGAAAUUUCCGUUUUUUUAUUCUCCAAUCAGAGUAGUUACCGAGUAAUUGCCUAAUUUUUUUUUUUUUUUUGACACAGAGUAAUUGCCUAAUUGGAGACUAGAGUUACAUAAUUACCGAGUAAUUUCAUAUUAAAAAAAAUAAUAAUAAAAUAAAAUAAAAAUUCCCCUCAAAAAAAAAAAAAAAAAAACAAAACAAAAAAUUACCGAGUAAUUUCAUAAACAUGUAGUCCUACUCCUGAUAUAAUUAUACAGAGUAAUUUCCAAAAAAAGAUAACAUCAGAAAUAAAUAAAAAAAACGGUAAUAGUGGCAAAACCGUCUUUUUCGUAUAAACAAGUUCUAUAUAAAUGAAUCUCUAUUUCUUAAUUUCAGUGUUUGACUCUUGAUUUAAUUUUACUCUCUCUCUCUCUCUCUCUCUCUCUCUCUCUCUCUCUCUUAAUCACACUUUACAGAAAGCUUCAAAACAAAAAUUUACAACUUUCAUGGAUGCUAAUUGAAUUACAUCACCAAUUUCUCCUGGGCACUAAAGAGAGAUUUUGCUGGUUUUGUACCUUGUUCACAUCAUAAUUCCAUCUCAACAUGGCUGUAAAUGUUACUGCUUGUCCAAAGCCGAUGCAGGCUACCUCUACCGGAAUCUUCCAAGGAGAAAAUCCUCUUGAUUUUGCUCUCCCCCUUCUUAUCAUACAAAUAAUCCUUGUUCUCGUCCUCACUCGUACCUUGGCUUUCUUGCUUAGACCUUUGAGGCAGCCUCGUGUGAUCGCUGAGGUUAUUGGAGGAAUCUUACUAGGCCCAUCUGCUAUUGGUCGUAACACAAAGUUCCUGCAUGCAGUAUUUCCUCCCAAGAGUCUUACAGUGUUGGACACACUUGCCAAUCUCGGGCUCAUCUUCUUUCUGUUCCUUGUGGGUUUAGAAUUGGAUUUAAAAGCAUUACGCCAAACAGGAAAGAAAACCAUGAGUAUUGCUCUUGCAGGCAUCACAUUGCCGUUUGUGAUGGGGAUCGGUACAUCAUUUAUCCUUAGGGCAACCAUUUCAAAAGGCGUAAGCCAAGGACCCUUCCUUGUAUUCAUGGGGGUUGCCCUCUCUAUCACAGCAUUUCCUGUCUUAGCUCGUAUCUUAGCUGAGCUUAAGCUCCUAACCACUGAUGUGGGACGUAUGGCUAUGUCAGCAGCUGCAGUAAAUGAUGUGGCAGCCUGGAUUCUCCUUGCUCUAGCCAUUGCUCUUUCAAGCUCAGGCAAAUCUCCUCUUAUUACCUUGUGGGUAUUUUUGUGCGGUGUAGCUUUUGUUUGUUUGUGCAUUCUUAUAGUCCCUCACAUCUUUAAGUGGAUGAAUCGGCAUUGCCCUGAUGGUGAGCCAGUGGAUGAGCUUUUCAUUUGUGCCACAUUAGCUGCAGUCUUGGCUGCUGGUUUUGUGACCGAUACUAUUGGAAUCCAUGCCCUUUUCGGUGCAUUUGUUCUUGGGAUUCUAGCGCCGAAGGAAGGGCCUCUUGCCAAUGCCUUGAUAGAAAAGGUUGAGGAUCUUGUGUCUGGCCUCCUGCUUCCUCUGUACUUUGUUUCGAGUGGUCUUAAAACAAAUGUGGCCACCAUUCAAGGGGCUCAGUCAUGGGGGCUACUAAUGCUUGUUAUACUAACUGCCUGUUUUGGCAAGGUUGUUGGGACUUAUAUUGUAUCUCGCCUCUGUAAAAUACCUGUCAACGAGGCUAUUGCUCUUGGGUUUUUAAUGAACAGCAAAGGUUUGGUGGAGUUGAUUGUCCUGAAUAUUGGUAAAGAUCGAAAGGUGUUGAAUGAUCAAACUUUUGCAAUAAUGGUUCUUAUGGCCCUAGUCACCACUUUCAUGACAACACCAAUUGUGACAGCAGUGUAUAAACCAGCUAAGAGAAGACGCGCUUAUAAGCUGAGGACAGUCCAAAGAAAAGACUCCAGUUCCCAACUCCGAAUUAUGGCAUGUUUCCACAGCGGAGGGAACAUUCCAACAAUGAUAAACUUGAUUGAAGCUUUGAGAGGAACAGAGAAGAAGCAAGGGCUCACAGUCUACGCGAUGCAUCUCAUGGAGCUUUCUGAAAGAUCUUCUGCAAUUCGAAUGAUUCACAAAGCCAGGAAUAAUGGGCUUCCCUUCUGGAAUAAGACAAUGAAGUCAGACUCAAACCAAGUUGAGGUGGCUUUUGAGGCAUAUGGGCAGCUCAGCCGGGUUCAAAUCAGGCCCAUGACAGCUAUCUCUCACUUCCCUGACAUGCAUGAAGACAUAUGUGCUAGUGCUGAGAACAAAAGGACUGCUCUCGUUAUCCUUCCCUUCCACAAACACCAAAGGGUUGACGGAUCAUUAGAAGCCACACGACAGGAGUAUAGAUUGGUGAACAAGAAGGUGCUCCAACAUGCUCCUUGCUCAGUUGGUAUUCUAGUAGAUCGCGGGUUUGGUGGAUCUUCCCAUGUAGCAGCAAGCAAUGUUGACUCCACCAUCAGUGUUUAUUUUUUUGGCGGACCUGAUGACCGUGAAGCAUUGGCUCUGGGUCUACGGAUGUCAGAGCAUCCUGGGAUUACCCUGAGGAUAGUCCACUUCAGAGCAGACCAAAACAUGGGGAAAGGUGAAAUAGUGGCACUCGAUAUUAUUGAUAGUAGUAGCACCGGAAACAAGGGUGACUCAAGGGCAUCUGACGAAGAGGCCAUCAAUGCUGUUAAGCAAAAAGUGUCCGAUGGUGGUUCAGUCAGGUACGAGGAAAGAGUAGUAACAGAAAAUUCUGAUACUGUCAGCAUAAUCAAGGAAUGUAGCCGUUGUACAAUGGUUUUGGUAGGAAGAUCACCAGAAGGCUUGGUUGCUGCAACUUUGGGUCUUACUGUAAAGCGAAACUCCCCUGAAUUAGGUCCAGUUGGUGCAUUGUUGACCUCUCAAGAGAUCUCAACAAAUGCUUCUGUUUUGGUGAUUAAUCAAUUCAAAGGCGAUUCAAAGCCAGUAUCCCUCGAGGAGGCAGAAGAGGCAACUUACGAAACUGAAAGUGAUUAAUCGAGUUUAGUCAGACUUAUGUCCAAAGGAUCACAGUCAGAGAAGUAUAAAUAGAUAGUCUUAUAAUGCUGAAUGAGAAAAUCUGUUAUUCAAAUACUGAUAAAUUGAAGUUAAGUUCCAUAGCAAAUGAUUUUCAGAGUCUAUGACUAUUGACUAAUCCA